Molecule: messenger RNA, 4951 nt
Organism: Jaminaea rosea
Lineage: Eukaryota; Fungi; Basidiomycota; Exobasidiomycetes; Microstromatales
Exons: 17
Coding region: 23-4705 (1560 amino acids)
Biological process (GO): regulation of ARF protein signal transduction
Molecular function (GO): guanyl-nucleotide exchange factor activity
Source: RefSeq, a predicted model, not a curated record
UUCCACUUGAAUGCCAGCGACAAUGGCCCACACUCAUGGCCAUCGUGAAGGCAGAGGCCAUGGCAUGAUUCACGAGCACUCGCACCUCAUACACAGCGAGAUUUUGUCCUACACGAGGCUGAAUGCCUCGUCGUCAUCAUCGGCAUUCACUUUUGCAUCGUCCUCCAAUGCAGCCUCUUCCUCCUCGUCUUCUUCAUCAUCCCAGCAUCAAUACGUACCUCUGGGCUCCCACUCGGCAUCUCUUACCGGCGCAGCGCUCGUCCAUGCUCGCCGCAAGUUGGCCUCCUUUGCACCAGCAGACGAUGGUGCUGCAGAGAGCGGGUUGCGAUCUGCUCAGUCGGCCCUCUUUGCGAGAUCCAAGGAUUCGCAGCAGCUCACAACCGCCGACGACAAUUCUGGGCCUCGACUAGAACCGACUGCACUCCUUCACGCCUUUACAGUACUGAGAGCGCAGCUCAGGGAGCAUCCCGACCUCGGCACCUUCCCUCUUCCCCUUCUCCUCGCGCCCUUUCUUCACGUCAUCCUCUCCCCAAGAGUGUCAGCUCCAUCGAUCAAUCGCCUCCUUGUCUACCAAGUUUCACCUCCUGGCCUCCGACUUGCACCUUCUGAGCCAUCAGUCGAUGAGCUUGUCCUCUUGCGUAUCUUGGCAGUCAUGAAGGAGCUCGUUUGCGGCACGAAGCAGGUCGACGACGAAGGCCAAGGGCUGACGCUGGCAGACUUUUUGCCAGACGAGAGCAUCUGCGAGAUGAUGGAGACGGCACUCAGCAUCGAUUUGCUACGCAAGACUGCUGAGCAGAAUCUGUUACCAAUGGUCAGGCAUCUCUGCUCUCGCCUGCCACUCAUCCCUCUAAGCGCGGACCAAGCCUACGAUGGCGAAGGAGAGCAUACACCAGAUCACUCUUCCCUAGCCGCCGACGAUGUCGAAUCGACCCUGCGACGGAUGACUAUGCCCGAUCCUCGAGGCUUGCAAGUCAACCCAGCCGACGUUGAUGUCGACGCUCAAGCGCAAGCCCUCAGCGAAGCCCCCGAAGCGCAAGAAGAGGAGACAGUAGUCGCUCCGGUGGUGGGGUCUGAGAUUGCUCCGUUCUCACUGCCAGCCAUCAAAGAAGUUCUGCGAGUCAUCAUCUCUCUCCUCGACCCGCAUGUAACCUCUCACACCGACUCGAUGCGACUCCUUGGCCUCAACCUCCUCACGGCUGCGUUCGAGACGUCCAGCGCGCACAUCGCCCGCUUCCCUUCGUUGCGAGCGCUCAUCCAAGACACAGCCUGCAAAUACCUCCUGCAACUAGCUCGGAGCGAGAGCUUCGCCAUCAGCAGCUACGCUAUCCGCUGCAUCUGCACCAUGUUCGAGGGGAUGAAGUCAGACCUCAAGCUUCAGUACGAGCUGCUGUUGACCUUCUUCAUCGAUCAGCCGUGGAACGAGAGCCGCGUGGCCACUGCGGUGCCCGGACGGGACAGCUCAGACAGCUCGCGCAGAGGUAGCUCUUCGGAUGGCACGGCACCUCCACCUGCCCCACCGCCGCCACCCAUGCCCCGCUCAAGCGACAAGGCACCUGCUCAAGGUGACGCGCUCGCUCUUCUCCUCGGCGUCUACAAGCCGAUGGGCGCCAUGAGCGACGACCCAUUGCUAGAGCUCUUCCUCAACUUUGACUGCGAUACGAUCGGGUUCCUCUGUCGAGCCGUCUUUGCAGCGCCGCCUGGGGCUCCGCCAGGUGCACCUCCUUCUCAGGAUGGUCUGCAAGUCUUCGCUCUCGACGUCGUCCUCGGCUUCGAGCAGCCGACGGUGACGCGCUGGCCCGAAGACUUUCCGCCGCAAGAAAGCCUCAAGGAGUCGCGCGGCCGCAAAGACGCUCUGCUUGAAGGCGCUCGGCGCUUUAACCAGAAGCCAAAGGACGGCCUCGCCUACUUUGAGCAGCAAGGCUUUAUCUCAAUGAAGGAUGGCUCACGCGACCACUCCAUCGCCAAGUUCCUCAUGGAUUGUCCCCGCCUCGACAAGAAGCUUCUUGGCGACUACCUCUCGCGCCCGGGCAACGAAGGCGUCCUUGAUUCGUUCCUGCGCCUGUUCGACUUCCAGGACAAACCUCUCUCCGAAGCCAUGCGCGAGAUGCUUGAGUCGUUCCGUCUUCCCGGCGAGUCGCAGCAAAUUGCUCGGAUCACAGAGACCUUCUCCAAGGUCUAUUUUGCCGUUGCGCCCCGCGAGGUCAUCAAGAGCGAGGACGCCAUCUACGUGCUGGCGUACUCGGUCAUCAUGCUCAAUACGGACCUGCACAAUGCUCAAAACAAGCGCAAGAUGAAGGUAGAGGACUAUCGCCGCAAUCUGCGCGGUGUCAAUGACGGCUCAGACUUUGAUCCCGAGUACCUGGGAAGCAUCUACGAAAAUAUCCGUAAGCGCGAGAUUGUCAUGCCUGAGGAGCAUGUUGGGCAGCUGGGCUUCGACUAUGCGUGGAAAGAGCUUCUGCGUAAAUCAAGAAACAGCACGCGACUCUCCUGCCCGCGUACGGCGGACUUUGACCGAGACAUGUUCGUCAGCAGCUGGAAGCCGCUUGUCGCCUGCAUUGCACACGCUUUCUCAACUUUCAGGGACGAGCACUUACUGGAGCGAGCUAUAGCCGGCUUCAGGCAGUGCGCCAUCCUAGCGAGCAAGUGGGGCAUGGACGAGGUGUUCGACUUCAUGAUUGAAGGGCUAGCCCGCAGCACCGGUCUACUGGAGCCGAGCGCAUCUGCACCUUUGGUCCCGCCCAACAAUGCCAGCAUCGAGGUCGACGGAUCCAAGGUGUCCGUCUCGCCGCUCAGUGUCCGCUUCGGCAUGGACUUCAAGGGUCAGCUGGCAGCCGUAGUCCUCUUCACCAUUGCGAAUGGAAACGGCGAGGCUAUGCGUGAUGGAUGGAUGCCCGUCUUCGAGAUCUUCAAAAACCUCUUUGCCGCCGGACUACUGGGUGAAGAUCUCGCACAGAUGCUCGACGUCACGGGCGAAGUAGACUUGGAUGGCAGCAAGACGCCGACGGCUACCCCGCGUGUCCCAAUUCCAUUCAAGCCAAAGAAGACGCCUGGCGUCCCGCAGCCCGAUCCACGAGCGCAGGGUGGUGGGCUCUUCAGCACCCUCAGCUCAUAUCUGUUGUCGCCCUACUCGAAUGCGGCCGAUCCAGUGGCGCCUGAGGUCACGCCUGACGACGUGGAAUCGUCUCUGUGCACCGCAGACUGUGUGGCCUCGUGCCGCCUCGACGAACUCUACGCGCAGCUUCUCAACCUCAAGUCGCGGGGGAGUGUGCUUUCUGCUGUGCGAGCGCUGCGUCAACUCGCCGAUCGCCUCACCCUCGGCCAGUUGGCAGCUGCUGCCGCAAAUCAGCAACAGGAAGGGGUGCGACCAGGCACACCCAACCAGCAGCAGGGAGCCCCCGCUGCCAAUUCGCGAGGCGUGCACCAGCUUCCCUACGAUCCGCGCAUCGUCUUUGUCCUCGAACUCCUCACCAACAUUACCUGCUCGGCACCCUCUGCCUUCAUUAGUGAGGCAUCCACCGAAGCGAUUGCGCAUCUCUCCAGCCUGCUGCAGAGCCCCAAGAACUUCCAUCCCGCUCUACUAGAGCGCGCCGUCGUCUGCCUGCUCCGACUCGUCGACGUGGCUUCUGGCGCCGACCCUGCCUCAGCCUCCGCGGCGAUUGAGCUCCUCCGCUCCCUCCCGUCGGACGUGCGCCCAGCGCUGAGCCCCUCGAUCAUUGGCGGACUGCGGCACAUCCUCUCUAAACCCCGCGAUCGCCCCCUGACGGCGCAGUGGGAUCCUCUCCUCUCCCUCGUCACCGAUUCGAUCACCACCCGCACUUCCAAGUCCAUCGAUCUGGCCUACUCCCUGAUUUCUACCGUGUCCACGCUCCAUCUCUCAAGUAACAAUUUCGUCAGCACGAUCCAGCUGCUGCGCGAUGUCGCUCAAGCGGCGGACCCCGAGCCGAUGCUACGGGACGUUCACAAGCGCGAGAAGCAGGGGUAUCGUCUCACGCUCACGGAGAAGAAGGAGCUCACAGAGUACGUGGAAACAUGUCGCGCAAGAGGGCCUAUGGCCAUUGCGCGUCUCGAGGCAGCCAAGGGCAGUGCGGCUGCUAUUGUGGCUCACAAUGAGAAGGCGUGGUCGCAGUGCUGGUUGACUCUCACAUCGGCGCUGGUUUCGCAGUGCAUCAAUGCGCACAAGGGCACACGGCAGGCUGCCCUUACAAGCUUGCAGAGAGUCCUCUUCUCAUCGGAACUGAACCCUUCCACCUCCCCACCAAGGUGGCCUCUUCUCUCGCGAGCAAGACCCUUCAGCCCCCGGCGGUCUCUACGAGACACGCGUGCGCAGCUGUGGCUUGCUUUGGUCGCUCAACGAGCGCUUGCCGGCAGCCGAGCUGCAGGACCUUUGGUUGCAGGUGCUCGACCUUAUGGAGAGGUUCUAUCGCGGGUCGACGGGAACUGGUCAGGGCAAGGGCGGAGGAGAAGGAGCGGGAGGAAUGGCAGAAGCCGUCCCCGAGAACGUCAAGAACGUUCUCUUGGUGCUGAACGCCUCGGGGUUGAAGGACGAGAUCUUCCCUGCGCCGACGGCGGCGGUGGAGAAGAGCGAGGAGAGCAUUCAAGUGAACGGUGCAGAGGAAGUACAGGAGUCAAAGGCAGAAGUUGGUCAGCCAGCUGCAGACGAGGUAGUGUCAUCGGAGAGGAUAGCCUGACCCUACGCGUGCGGUGAGCGAGAAUAAUUGCAUGAAAGCUCCACUUGCAUGGCACUCGUGCGACGAGAGUGAGGUGGCAUUGUUUACGCGGUGACAGACAUGGCGAGCUCUCGAAUGACUGCAGCGCUGCGAGAAGCGGGGGCUGCUUGAGUGGAAAAGAGUGGCUUGGCGGCAAAUGUCAACACAACGAAAUCACCUCGUUUGCAUCGCAAUCGGCGCUUCAUGACAGUGAGGGAGCGCUGCGCUGGCAUCGACGAAACUCU